Messenger RNA from Solea solea (common sole), 3839 nucleotides. RefSeq names its product DEAH (Asp-Glu-Ala-His) box polypeptide 33 (gene dhx33). NCBI's taxonomy places the organism in Eukaryota, Metazoa, Chordata, Actinopteri, Pleuronectiformes, Soleidae. Gene Ontology annotation, molecular function: RNA binding; ATP binding. Gene Ontology annotation, cellular component: intracellular anatomical structure; nucleolus. The coding region runs from base 153 to 2198 and encodes 681 amino acids. The record is from RefSeq and is a predicted model, not a curated record. The transcript is spliced from 12 exons. Gene Ontology annotation, biological process: positive regulation of transcription by RNA polymerase I.
CGUGGUGACGUUUUUUUUGCAGAGGCAGCAAAACAUCCGCAGUGAGUCUCGUCUGUCUGUCAGCCAACACGAAGAAAACUUUUUUUUGCUUUUGAAUUAACCUGAAGAAAACGCGGUGCGGCUUUUACCAACAGGGUCACCUUUUCUAGACCAUGCCCCACGACCCCGACCCUCCUCCGGCUAAAAAAUUCAAGCCGGGGUCAGUUUUUUUCCGUAUCGAUAAGAAUAAACCUGGAAUGCUGCUUCCUAGAAAGGGAAAUGUAACAACUCCGAUAGAAGUCCAGAGGAAACAACUUCCAAUCUACCAGGCGAAACCUCAGCUGCUGAACCAGCUGAGGCAGCUGCACAAUGCGGUUCUCAUAGGUGAGACUGGCUCUGGGAAAACCACACAGAUCCCACAGUACCUGUAUGAGGCCGGCAUCGGGCGACAGGGCAUCAUUGCCAUCACUCAACCUCGUCGUGUUGCUGCCAUCUCACUGGCAGGAAGGGUGGCGGAGGAGAAAAGGACUCAGCUUGGCAAGCUGGUUGGUUACACGGUGCGUUUUGAGGACGUCACCUCCUCGGAGACAAAGCUGAAGUUCAUGACCGAUGGCAUGCUCCUGCGUGAGGCCAUCGGAGACCCCUUACUGCUGCGCUACACUGUGGUGGUCUUGGAUGAAGCUCAUGAGCGCACAGUGCACACUGAUGUGCUGUUUGGCGUGGUUAAGGCUGCCCAACGCAGACGCAAAGAACUGAACAAGAUACCCCUGAAGGUCAUAGUGAUGUCGGCCACGAUGGAUGUAGAUUUGUUCUCAGAGUACUUCAACAAGUCGCCUGUACUUUACCUGGAAGGGAGGCAGCAUCCCAUUCAGAUCUACUACACCAAGCAGUCACAGUCAGACUACCUGCAGGCUGCACUUGUCUCAAUUUUCCAGAUACAUCAGGAGGCGCCUCCGUCCCAUGAUAUCUUAGUUUUCAUGACUGGUCAGGAGGAAAUUGAGGCUCUGGCAAGGACGUGCCGGGACAUUGCGAAGCACCUGCCUGACGGCUGUGGUUCAAUGGUAGUUGUCCCCUUGUACUCCGCACUGCCGCCAGCACUGCAGCUCAGGGUUUUUCUGUCGGCUCCCAAGGGUUGUAGGAAAGUCAUCCUCUCAACCAACAUUGCUGAGACGUCUGUUACAAUCUCGGGGAUCAAAUAUGUCCUAGACACAGGGAUGGUGAAGGCAAAACGUUUCAAUCCUGACAGUGGUCUGGAGGUUCUGGCGGUGCAGCGCAUUUCUAAGGCUCAGGCGUGGCAGCGAGCGGGCCGGGCGGGCAGGGAGGACUCGGGCUUCUGCUAUCGUCUCUACACCGAGCAGGAGUUUGACAACCUCAUCCCCAUGACUGUGCCUGAAAUCCAGAGGUGUAACUUGGCUGGUGUGAUGCUCCAGUUAAUGGCUCUGGGGAUUCCAGAUGUGAUGAAUUUUGACUUCAUGUCCAAGCCAUCUCCAGAGGCUGUUCGUUCUGCUGUGGAGCAUUUAGAGCUGCUUGGAGCCGUAGAGAGGAAGGAGGGGCAAGUUGUCCUCACUGCUGUGGGAAAGAAGAUGGCAAGCUUCCCUCUGGAGCCAAGAUAUGCCAAGACCAUCCUGCUGUCCCCGGAUUACUCCUGUUCUGAGGAGGUGUUGAGUAUCGUGUCUCUGCUGUCAGUGGACACGGUGCUGUUCAACCCUCCAGCCCGGCGGGAAGAGGUGCUCGCCGCACGCAAGAAGUUCAGCUCCAGCGAAGGAGACCACAUCACCCUCCUCAACAUCUACAGAGCGUUUAAGAAAGUCAGUGGUAAUAAGGAGUGGUGUCGAGAGAACUUUGUCAACAGCAGGAACAUGGGUCUGGUUAAAGACGUCCAGGCUCAGCUCAGAGAAAUCUGCCUAAAGCUGAAUUUGAAGCUGGUGUCUUGUGGGGCAGAGACGGGGAACGUUCGCCGCUGCCUUGCCCACGGGAUGUUCGUCAAUGCUGCAGAGAUACAACCGGACGGCAGCUACUUGGCUCUGGACACCCACCAGCCUGUGGCCAUCCAUCCGUCCUCUGUCCUUUUCCAUGGCAAGCCAGCAUACGUGGUGUUUAAUGAGCUGCUGCACACGUCCCGCUGCUACAUGAGAGACCUGUGCCUAGUGGACGCUGACUGGCUGCUGGACGCAGCACCAGAUUACUUUGGUCGCAAGCUUCACCUCACUAAGAGCUAACCAACAGAGAACCAGGAUCAGGCGACUGUAACACUUGAUUCUCUUUUUACAAAGUCGAAUUUGGAUAAAGACACUUAUUGCAAAUCAGCAGACGGCAUUUCCUAUACCCUGGAUUUCACUACCUCCCAGUUGACAAGCAUCUGGCUCGUGUCACUGCAGCAGAAACCUGAAAACUGAGGCCUCACAACUACUUUGACCUCGUCCAGACUGUAAUUCAGAUUUUAUAAACAGUUUCCUUGCUGUUGUUCAAUGUUCAACAUUUAAAAGAAGAUUAUUUUUUUUAAUGUUUCAUGCUUUAGUUAUUAUGUUUGCAUGCAUUUUAACAGCAUGGAUAACCUCAACCUGAUAUAUCGGUUAAUUUUGUCCUCAAGAUCAAAUUAAGUUCACCAAAUCUUAAAGCUUUAUUGUGUAACUUUUGAAUGUAAACAGAAUGGCUGUUACAUUCCAACCAUUGUCAAUUGAGUUCAGUACCUUUUUAAUUAAGCCUUCCAGCCCCAAAUGACUCUCUCUGUGUCUACUGGAAGCAACAGCAAUACUGCGCUAGUAAAGCAAGACCCGCAUUGAGUUUCAGAAGUGAGUUUCGACUGCUCAAAAAUCCUUGUUUUCACACUUUUCACAGUCCCAUACCCUUUCAGACAUUCGACUUCCAGCCAUGUACCCCCUAUGGACUUGAACAAAAAUUGUCUUAAACUCUGUCAAAGUUAUUUCUCACCAAAUAGAUCUAUUUAAAAAUACCAGCAUGUUCUAUGAGCAACACCAGUUCACUUUGUGUACCCAGGGGGGUACAAGUACCCCAGUUUGGGAAUCACUGCUUGACAGAGCCUGUUUUCAGAUGAAGGAUGCAGCAUACAAAUAAUGUUAUAUCCUUUGUGUUCACAAAGACCAGACAAACGCAGAAUAAUAGAAUACCAUCAACAACAACAAAAUCAACAAAGGUUACGCACUGCAGCUUUAAGUGUCAUCAAUAAGCUACCUUCCCAUCAAGGUAGUUGUUUGAACAGCUGUCUUAUUUCUGCCUGCAAGAUAUUAGCCUGAUUGAGGUUAGGAAAAGAACCUAUGUUUCCCAAAUGGGUUUAUACAAAGAGGUCUCAUGUUUUUUUUUGUUUUUUUUCUUUAAAUAAAUGAGUACAGUAGUUUUGUCUAAACACCAAAGUUAGAAUUCACACAAGGUGCUUGUGCAUGCCAGUUUUUCCACAUCUACAACUAUAUCACCACAAAUACAUGCACGUCAGGAGAACCAGCAUGUUCUAUUCUAUGUCUAUAUCCAGGUUCUAUGUUGCACAGAUCCAUUACUAACUCCCUCCACAGACAGACAGACUAAACAUCAGAGGUAUGUUGACAACGAUGCAACGCAUGGAGAUUGUAGUUAGCGAUCUGAUCACUCAGGUCUUCUGCACCUUUUGUAGAAUGUAAAUGACACCGUGUUGAAGUUGAAGAAUGGGAUAGAUGCUACUCCUGUCUUUUUUUGUUUUUGUUUACACUCGACUCAGGAUUGUACCUAAAUAAAAUGACAAACACUUGCUAAUUUUACAAUCUCCAAAUGGACCUGGAAUUGUAGUAAUUUCAUCAUCAGCAGGUUGUAUGUUCAGUAAGUGAAUUUCAUACAGAACGUGCUGCACACGAGGGUCUUUUUGUUUUUUU